This is a messenger RNA of Mollisia scopiformis, 999 nucleotides long. RefSeq names its product Aldo/keto reductase. Bases 1 to 999 code for a protein of 332 amino acids. The record is from RefSeq and is a predicted model, not a curated record. Gene Ontology annotation, cellular component: cytoplasm. Lineage: Eukaryota; Fungi; Ascomycota; Leotiomycetes; Helotiales; Mollisiaceae. The transcript is spliced from 4 exons.
AUGCCAUCACUUGCAGGAAUACCAAUAACUUCCAACGGGCUAGGUCUCAUGAGAUUAACCCAACCCGGCCACCAACUCCCCGACAAACAAACCUUCGCCGUCCUCAAAGCCGCCCUAGCGGCCGGCGUAAACGUCUGGAACGGCGCAGACUUCUACGGCCCCCCCUCCAACAACUCCCUCCACCUCAUGAACCGCUACUUCAGCGCUCACCCCGAGGACGCCACCAAGGUAGUCUUCAGCCUCAAAACCGGCGUUGUCGACAUCCGCACCUUCAAAAUGGACGUCUCGCCCUCCUUCCUACGUGAAUCCCUCUCCACCGCCCUACAAAUCUUGGACGGCAAGAAGAAAAUCGACCUCUUCGGCCCCUGCCGCGCACCUCCCACACCAGACGUCACGAUCGAGGACUCGGUGCUCGCGUGCGCUGAGUCCGUGAAAGAGGGGAAGAUAGGGGGCAUCCAGCUCUCUGAAGUGGGAAGCGAGACGAUUCGACGAGCGGCGAAGGCAGCGAAGAUUGAGAUGGUGGAGGUUGAAGCUUCGUUGUGGUCCACGGAGAUCUUCUCGAAUGGGGUGGUGGAAACGUGUGCGGAGUUGGGGAUCGUGAUUGAGGCGCAUACACCGCUUGGAGCGGGCAUGUUGACGGGGAAGAUUAGGAGGGUGGAGGAUAUGGGGGAGGAUCACCAUAAGUAUUUUCCGAGGUGGCAAGGGGAGAACUUUCAGAAGAAUUUAUUGUUGGUGAAAGAGUUGGAGAAGUUGGCUGAGAAGAAAGGCUGUACGACUGCGCAGCUGGCGUUGAGUUGGUUGAAGAGGGGGAAUGGGAAGGUGGGGUCUGCGUGGAUCGUUCCAAUUUUCGGGGCCAGGAGUGAGGAGAGGAUUAAGGAGAACUGUAUGGACGUCGAGUUUAGUGAUGAUGAAUUGUCUGAGAUCAGCAAGAUCUUGGAAAGCUUCCCGGUUGUCGGUACUCGGUAUCCUGAGCCGGGAAUGAAGUUUGUCGAGUUUUGA